Messenger RNA from Magallana angulata, 1324 nucleotides. Its product is annotated as tetraspanin-33-like. Gene Ontology annotation, cellular component: membrane. The transcript is spliced from 7 exons. The coding region runs from base 97 to 1014 and encodes 305 amino acids. The record is from RefSeq and is a predicted model, not a curated record. NCBI's taxonomy places the organism in Eukaryota, Metazoa, Mollusca, Bivalvia, Ostreida, Ostreidae.
UACGUCCUGGUCUGGAUACUUCACACUUUACCGGAGUGCGCACCUGACUCGAUCAGAGGAGUUCAAGUUGUUUUCCGGAGAUUCUAAACUUCUAACAUGGAUACACUAAGAAGGACUUUCCGGAGACGACAUCGAAAGGAUUACUCGGAAAUCAACCCGAUGCUGAAGUAUUUCUUGUUCUUUGAAAAUUUUCUUAUUUGGCUCGUUGGUCUUGCGAUGACUGCUAUAGGCGCCUAUGUCCUGUAUAUCAAGAAGAAGGUGGUUAAGGAUGCGUUCGAUUUCUUCCUGGACCCGUCCACACUGAUGACGACAGGGGGCGCUAUCAUCGUCUUCAUCACAUUCUUUGGAUGUAUGGGGGCCCUGAGGGAAAAUGUGUGUUUUCUUAAAACAUACAACUACAUUUUGGGCUUCAUCUUCUUGGGAGAGAUGGCGCUGAUCAUUCUCAUCUUUGUGUUUUAUUACGUCCCCGAGUCACGUGAUAAGCUUGGAAUUUUCCCGGAAAAAAGUUUGAGUGAGGCGAUAGUGAAAUAUGGCGUUGAGGAUGACGAUGAUAUGGUUAACUUGAUAGACAACAUUCAAAAAACGCUUCAGUGCUGCGGCAUGGACAACACCGAUGACGGAUACAGGGGCUGGGCUAAAAACAUCUACUACAACUGUUCAGAAUCAAACAACAGUCCAGAGGCAUGCUCCGUGCCCCACUCCUGCUGUAAGAUCAAGCCGGGAGAGGAAAUAAACAUUCUUUGUGGUAGAAAAGUCAUGCAGUAUGAUAAAAACGGUAAUAUUAUGGAUGGUCCGUACAUCAGUCGUAUUAACAAGGAGGGAUGUGUGAAGUCUCUCGGGACGUGGAUUCAGACCAAUGCUAUGGUUCUAGGGGGCAUUCUGCUGGGGAUACUCCUUCCACAGAUGUUUGUGAUGUGCAUGUCAAGAUCUCUGAGAGACCAAAUCAAGAUACAGAAAUCAAAAUGGAACCGACCGAAACGUUACCAUGACAACCGAGCUUUUGAGCGGUACUAAAUCUAAUUGCAAUGGAACCUUGACAAGAUACUUUCAUGACUAUUUAGAGAUUUUUUCAUCUCAGAAUUUCAAGUCAAUACAGUUAUCAUAAAAUUUAGUUUUGACUAAUAUAAAUACAAUAUUUGAUUUACAUUGGUUAUUAGCAAUAUACGAAGUGUUGUGAUGUUUGUUAUGAAGUUUUUAAUUUUUACAUUUUCUUUUAGAGAGAGAGAGAGAGAGAGAGAGAGAGAGAGAGAGAGAGAGAGAGAGAGAGAUGUGAUUCUUCAGAAUGUUUCUUUUUUAUAAAAAAAAUAAAUACUUGUUUAGUGAU